Messenger RNA from Scheffersomyces amazonensis, 1291 nucleotides. RefSeq lists its product as uncharacterized. Bases 408 to 1058 code for a protein of 216 amino acids. The transcript has a single exon. The record is from RefSeq and is a predicted model, not a curated record. Lineage: Eukaryota; Fungi; Ascomycota; Pichiomycetes; Serinales; Debaryomycetaceae.
AAAAAAAAAAAAGAAAAAAUAAUAAUAUGGGAUUGUACUACUUUGCCCAAUACGUAAAAUAGCGUUCCGUCCUUCUCUUCCCUCUAAUGCUGCUUUGACCGAUUCCCACUAAUAUAGCAUUAUCAAAUUUAAUAUGUAUUGUGAACUUUAGAAUCCAUUAUAUAUUUAGUAUUACAUAAUUAUAUAUUAUCUACUUUAUAUAUAUAACUAAUAAUUUCUUUUUCUUUAUAAUUUUUUUUAUUUCACAUCUUUUCUUUUACACCCAUAUAUAUUGCAACUAUACAAAAAAUUUUCAGUCUGUAAUAGAACACAUUAAUUUGUAGUUUCUAUAAUAUAAUUGUACGGCCUUUAAUUUAAAAAUAGUUGAUAUCAUAAGAGUAUCUUAAUAAUAUUUUAAUAUUAUAAUAAUGAACUUUGCAUCAAGUAAAAGAAAAAGAGAUGAAUUUGAUCCUGAUUUAAAAAAAGUAAAGAAUCUUAUAAAUGAACAAGAUAAAGCAGAAUAUACUACUUCAAAUGAAUGGCCAGUAUAUGCUCAUCCAGAAGGAGGAAUUGUAAAAAUAACUCCUUGGGGUUCACUUCGUCAAUUUACUAAUACUGAAACUGGUCAACAAAUUGCUAAAUUUGAAGAUGUUUCAUUUUCUGAUAUAAGUUUUGAUACUUCAAAUACUGAUGAUAUUUAUAAUCCAAUGAAUACAUCUUUACCUUCAACUCCACAAUCUUUAUAUAAUCAAAAUAUGACUAAUCCUUCAAAUCAAUGUCCUACAAAUACUACUAAUAAUUAUAACGCGUCUGCAAGACAUCCUCACCAUCCUCAAUACCCUGUAUUAAGUGUUGAUGAUGAAGUUGAAUCUUAUGUUGUCGAUGGUUAUCAUCAAAUAACUCCUCCACCUCCUUCCCUGCAAGAGUAUCAAAAACAUUCAUUUUCUAAUGAUCAACAAGAACAAUUUGAACAAGAACAAGAAAAUUAUUUUGGAAUGAUGGAUGGCAAUCAUAAAGAAGAAUACGAAUAUAAUGAAGAUGUAGUUCGCCACUACAAUGAUGGUGAUGUUGAUAUGUAAGGUUAAGAUAUUUUCAAUUCACUACGUCAUGAGGUGAGUAAUUGAUUUAUCUUUCAUCUCAUUUUUGUAUAUUAUAUCCAUCGUUCAAUUCUUGUAUUUCUAUUGUGUAUAAUUAAUUCUUCCUGUCGAUCAUAUUUCGAUUUAUCUUAUUAUUAUUAUUAUUAUUAUUUUCAUUAGUUUAUUAUUUAUCUGUAUAUUAGUCAUUAGAUAUAAAAUGUAUAUCAAAGUAUGUU